Molecule: messenger RNA, 885 nt
Organism: Rotaria sp. Silwood2
Lineage: Eukaryota; Metazoa; Rotifera; Eurotatoria; Philodinida; Philodinidae
Source: the annotation of a GenBank genome assembly
AUGAUUCCAAGUAGUUUUGUUCUUAUGUUGGCUUUUGUUACUAAUGUACAAUCAUUAUCCGUAUCUGAUGGAAUCAAACGAAAAAUUGAAUGGGACACAUUAAAGAUCAGAUGGGGUCCUGAUCCAUCAGUAUCAAACGACGAAGUCUACGUUAGACAACCACGAACAGUACAACAGGCAUUACAAGAACAGUACAAACCAUUGCUAGAUACUCUCGGAGAACAGUGUGUUGGUAAAACAACGAUCGGUUAUCGCUAUUGGAAAGGUAAUGAUACCGGAGCCAUUCUUAUAUUCGACAAACAAGGUACUAUUGCUGGUGUUCAAAUUGCUUUUCCCCGAUCAAGUAUCAAAGGCAAUCAUUAUUCGUUUGGUACUCAAAAAAUGUUCAAUACGGAAAUGAUCAAUGGCAUCGCAAUGUAUACGUUGACUGCUUAUUUUAUUGAACCUCCUUUAAUCUGUACGGUUGGACGAACUCUUUCACAGCUCGAACGUGAAGGAACAGGAACAGGACUCUUUCUUCAGAAUGGAACGAAUCCAAUGAUCGAUUCCAUUGAAUUACCUUUAUGGGAAAAUGAUAUGGGUAAAACAAAAUGGGUUAAAGGUGGCUGUUUCAAAACAAUGGGUGAUUAUUUUUUUUUCUCUCAGUCAUCAUUUUUUUCUGCUCACCAUGAUCAUUUAAAAUUUAAGGGUCAAUUAAGCGGCUUCGGGUGGGCUAUUGUUGCUAAUCUCAAUUUUUCACGACGCACUGAACGAGUAUUGACGCCGGCCAUUUCAACGUUUCUUAUUCCUGUUCCAACAUGUAUACCGAAACUCAAUGAUGAACUUGGUGGUUUUACAACGCAACAUAUCUAUUUCAAUACUAAUCCAGCUAAUCUAGAAUGUUAG